This is a messenger RNA of Myodes glareolus (Bank vole), 3079 nucleotides long. It is a transcript of the gene Srp72, whose product is annotated as signal recognition particle 72. Lineage: Eukaryota; Metazoa; Chordata; Mammalia; Rodentia; Cricetidae. Gene Ontology annotation, molecular function: 7S RNA binding; protein binding; ribosome binding. The record is from RefSeq and is a predicted model, not a curated record. Gene Ontology annotation, biological process: SRP-dependent cotranslational protein targeting to membrane. Gene Ontology annotation, cellular component: signal recognition particle, endoplasmic reticulum targeting.
CAGAGGUCGCCCCGCUCCUACCCUCGUCUCCUCCAAGAUGGCGAGCGGCGGCAGCGGCGGGGUGUCGGUUCCUGCGCUGUGGAGUGAGGUGAACCGUUAUGGCCAGAACGGCGACUUCACACGUGCCCUCAAGACCGUCAACAAGAUAUUGCAGAUCAACAAGGAUGAUGUCACCGCCCUGCACUGCAAAGUUGUUUGCCUUAUCCAGAAUGGAAGUUUCAAAGAAGCCUUGAACGUCAUCAAUACUCACACCAAAGUGUUAGCCGAUAACUCUCUCUCCUUUGAGAAGGCGUAUUGUGAGUACAGGCUGAACAGAAUUGAAAAUGCCUUGAAGACAAUAGAAAGUGCCAGCCAGCAGACAGACAAACUAAAGGAGCUUUACGGACAAGUGCUCUACCGCUUGGAACGGUACGACGAGUGCUUGGCUGUGUAUAGAGAUCUUGUCCGGAACUCUCAGGACGAUUAUGACGAGGAACGCAAAACAAACCUGUCGGCAGUUGUUGCAGCGCAAAGCAAUUGGGAGAAGGUGGUUCCAGAGAACUUGGGUCUCCAAGAAGGCACACAUGAGCUCUGCUACAAUGCUGCCUGUGCACUGAUAGGGCAAGGCCAGCUGAACCAGGCCAUGAAAAUCCUACAGAAAGCUGAAGAUCUUUGUCGCCGUUCAUUUUCAGAAGAUUCUGAUGGGACUGAGGAAGACCCACAGGCAGAGCUGGCCAUCAUUCAUGGUCAGAUGGCGUAUAUCCUGCAGCUGCAGGGUCGCACCGAGGAGGCACUGCAGCUCUACAAUCAGAUAAUAAAACUGAAGCCAACAGACGUGGCUCUACUUGCUGUAAUCGCAAAUAACAUCAUCACCAUUAAUAAGGACCAAAAUGUCUUUGACUCCAAGAAGAAAGUAAAAUUAACCAAUGCAGAAGGAGUAGAGUUCAAGCUCUCUAAGAGACAGCUGCAAGCCAUAGAGUUUAACAAAGCUUUGCUGGCUAUGUAUACAAACCAGGCAGAACAGUGCCGAAAAAUAUCUGCCAGCUUGCAGUCCCAGAGUCCUGAGCGUCUCUUGCCUGUGUUAAUCCAAGCUGCCCAGCUCUGCCGUGAAAAGCAACACACAAAAGCAAUAGAGCUGCUUCAGGAAUUUUCUGAUCAACAUCCAGAAAAUGCCGCCGAAAUCAAGCUUACCAUGGCACAAUUGAAGAUUUCUCAAGGCAAUAUUUCCAAAGCUUGUCUAAUACUGAGAAGCAUAGAGGAGUUAAAGCAUAAGCCAGGCAUGGUGUCUGCCUUAGUGACCAUGUACAGCCACGAAGAAGAUAUCGAUAGUGCCAUUGAGGUCUUCACACAAGCUAUCCAGUGGUAUCAAAGCCAUCAGCCCAAAUCCCCUGCUCAUUUGUCCUUGAUAAGAGAAGCUGCAAACUUCAAGCUCAAGUAUGGACGGAAGAAGGAAGCAGUUAGUGACCUAGAACAGCUGUGGAAGCAAAAUUCAAAAGAUAUUCACACCCUAGCCCAGCUUAUUUCUGCUUACUCGCUUGUGGAUCCUGAGAAAGCAAAGGCUCUUAGUAAACACUUGCCUUCAUCGGAUAGCAUGUCUCUAAAAGUGGAUGUCGAGGCUCUUGAAAAUUCUCCUGGUGCUACGUACAUUCGGAAGAAGGGUGGAAAGGUUACUGGAGAUAAUCAGCCGAAGGAACAAGGACAGGGAGAUCUGAAAAAGAAGAAGAAAAAAAAGAAAGGAAAGCUGCCUAAGAAUUAUGACCCAAAAGUCACGCCAGAUCCGGAAAGAUGGCUGCCCAUGCGAGAACGGUCUUACUACCGAGGAAGAAAGAAGGGGAAAAAGAAGGACCAGAUUGGAAAAGGAACACAGGGAGCGACCGCAGGGACCUCCUCUGAACUAGAUGCCAGUAAAACUGUGAGCAGCCCACCCACCUCCCCAAGACCUGGCAGUGCAGCAACAAUAUCUUCCUCUACAAGUAACAUCGUGCCCCCAAGACACCAGAAGCCCGCAGGGGCCCCAGCAACGAAAAAGAAACAGCAACAGAAGAAGAAGAAAGGAGGCAAAAGUGGCUGGUGAAUACAAUGUACUUGUCGCAGGCUGUUCUUAAUCCAGUGCCAGUGACAUUAGGAACAUAAUAAAGGUAACACAGCAAGAGGCACAGAGCUCCCUCCUCCAUCCCCAGAGUCCUGAAGUGAUUUCUUAUACUUCAAGUGGGAAGACGUCCUCCUCAAACUGUCUAAUCAGAUUUGGCCUACUUGUACCAAAUAGCUUUACAGAAGACUGAAGACUGAGCAUUAGACGCGCUUUCUAAGGGUUCCCAGGAUUGAAAUGGAAACUAGUGUGAAGAUACGUGUUCCUAUUCAAGUCUCACCUUAAAUUAUGUCUUAGGAGGCUAAAGGUGGAAUCUUCUGAGCAUUCCAAGUAUUUGUUUAGAGCUAUCAUGUGAUGAAAAGGGAUCUCAGUGAAUGAGUGGCCAGAAAGACUCAGUGUCUAAAAUAAUUUUCACCAUAAAUCCUCUGUCCUGCGACACUGGAAUUGGAGCUCUCACAUGUGUGUAUGUGUGCACAUCUGACUGGCUCCUUUGUACCCUUGUCAUUUUCAUCCUCAGAUUAUGUUAACAUGCUGAUUUAGUUCCACUGCAGACCUCAAGAAGAUAUAUCAAUGUUACAAGUAGUUGUCACUUAGACCCAGCGUUCUGAGGGCAAAUGGGUUUGGGCUUCUUAAUCAGAACACUUAAUGGCCACUAUCAAGAACAUAAACUUUGACUUCUUUAUUUUAAGAGGAAACAGGCGGUAUUGAAAUUCACCAGAGCUUUUGGCCCAGCUAAUACUCAGAUGGCGCCCCUUCUUUAUGGGACAUGGCCUUUCAUUACCUUCUUCAAAGUAAUGUGGUUUGCAGUCGCUUUGUGGUGUAAAUGUUGCUCUUGUCUUUCAUGGCUAGCAGGCCACUUUCCUACUCAAACAGUUGUGAGGCACACCUGGGUGUCUCCCAUGUUCAGUACUCGUUUAUGCCACCACGCUAUCAUUCAUUUUACACUUCUGUUUCCUUGUGAUCACAUUACUCUGUCCUUGUUAAUAAAAGUGCUGCUGUGUUUGAGCAUUA